Molecule: messenger RNA, 6917 nt
Organism: Gryllus bimaculatus (two-spotted cricket)
Lineage: Eukaryota; Metazoa; Arthropoda; Insecta; Orthoptera; Gryllidae
Source: the annotation of a GenBank genome assembly
AUGGUGGCUGGUUAUGCUGUUCCGCGCCUUCGCUUGAACAUUAUGCUGCGAGAAAACAGCUCUGGCACAGACGAGGAGAUACCGGUCACGAAAUUACUUGACCGUGUUAAUGAUGCAAAUGACAACUACAGAGGAGGUUUUGUUCUCCAUUCGGUAACCUACAAACGACGUAAACACACCUGUGUGCUGGUCAUGUUUCUAGUCACUGGGAAUCCUGUAAAAUAUUUAAGAUUUUCCACAAUUGACAGCCCUGUUGAUGUUGGCAACCCUGUGUGUUGUGGUGAGGAGGUGGGGAUGGAGGAAGAUACGUGACCGUGGGAUUUCGUCUCUGGAAGAUGUAUUAAGUUAUUAAACGAGUGUGUCACGCACGUUGUGUUAAACUGUGAAUUGUUUAUAGAAAGACCCAAAAUGGCAGAAGAAGAAGCUGGUCUGGAAUGGUUGCAGAAGUUACUGCGUGAUGUGCAGCUGGAGCAAUUUCUAACUCGUAUUCGAGAUGAACUUCAGAUCACACGCUUAGCACAUUUUGACUAUGUUCGGGAGGAGGACUUGGAGAAGGUAGGGAUGAGUAAACCUGGUGCUCGCCGUCUUCUGGAAGCAGUCCGCAAAAGAAAAGCAGCUCAGUGGAAGAAAGGAUUAUUUGAUAAGAUACGCCCUCGAGGUGAAAAACCUAGUAAUCCUGGAUCACCAGGUACAGAACCAGCCGUUCCACUCACAUGUCUAAUUCACGAGAAAGAUGUUAGUUUGUCCAUUAAACUUGGAGAUGGGAGCUUUGGUGUGGUAAGGAAAGGAGAAUGGACCACACCAUCUGGACAUACCCAAUUUGUAGCGGUGAAAGUUCUAAAACAGGAUGCUAUUACUCAGCCUGGAAUAUUUGAAGAUUUUGUGCGAGAAGUACAAGCCAUGCAUGCUCUUGAUCAUCAAAAUUUAAUAAGACUAUAUGGGGUUGUAUUAUCCCAACCAAUGAUGAUGAUCACAGAACUAGCUCCUCUAGGUUCUUUGUUAGAUUUCUUGAGAAAACAGUGUCAGCACACUCCUGUAACAACAUUGUGGGAUUAUGCUUUACAAGUUGCUACUGGUAUGGCAUAUCUGGAAUCGAAACGCUUCAUUCACAGAGAUCUAGCAUGUAGAAAUGUUUUAUUGGCUGCUGCUGAUAAGGUGAAAAUUGGUGAUUUUGGACUCAUGCGAGCCCUUCCCCAACAAGAAGACUGCUAUGUAAUGACUGAACACAAGAAAGUGCCUUUUCCAUGGUGUGCUCCAGAAAGCCUUAAAAGUAGACAGUUUAGUCAUGCUUCUGAUACUUGGAUGUUUGGUGUAACUUUAUGGGAAAUGUUUACAUUUGGAGAAGAACCAUGGCUGGGUCUAAAUGGUACACAAAUUUUGCGCAAGAUUGAUAGAGAAGGAGAACGUUUACAUUGCCCUGAUGCCUGCUCUCCUACUUUGUAUCAAUUAAUGCUUCAGUGUUGGGCUAAAGUACCUGCUGACCGGCCCACCUUUGCUGCCCUAAAAGAUUUCCUUAAGGACACUUUUCCUCCUGUUAUGAAAGCUCUUGAGAAAUUUCAAGAGCCAGGAAAAAUGACUAUUGAGCAAGGUGACACCAUUGUGGUCAUUGAGGGACGUGCCGAACUUUAUUGGUGGCGUGGUCAAAAUCAACGAACAUUUGAAGUAGCCCAGUUUCCAAGAUGUAAAGUUGAUCCCAUGCGGAGAAAGUUGCCACAGGAUAUUAGUAAUCCUUUACCUUAUUCAAGGGUUCAUACAGGGCAUGGCUCACCAUAUGGUGAAUCGUGGGGCAGUCCUAGUGCUAUUGACCCGUUGUAUCUAAGAAAUCCAAUGCAACCACCUGAUGUGUUGGGUAUUCCCAUUGGAGAUCCUUCACCAGCACCACGGCUGUCAGAUCGCAAAAAGAAGGUUCCAAGAAACAAGCAACAGUUUAAUUACUCAAAACUUACUAAUGAAUCAUCAAAUAUGGGUGAAGUAUCUCCUCUCGCCAUGUUUCCUGGGGCCAAGGGUCCAAUGAAAGCUGGCCAACUGCCUAGCUUGGGUGAUCCAGAGGGUAUGCCAGUGCCAGGGAAUGAAGGAAUCCUUAUUGACUUAUCAGGCAGUGGAGGAACACCUAGUGGCUCUGUUCCUAGCCCAACUCAAGUGUCCUUGACAGGAAAUGUAGCUACAUCCAUUCUAGAUGAACCCAUUGAAGGGACUGAAGAAGAUAAUCAAGCUUGGGGCCAUACUUAUCAGAAUUGUCCUUACUCUCCCGUGGGGGCUAGUUCCAAUGUGGACACAAACCAGCGACCCACAAGCCCUGAUCCCUUUGAUACAUCUGGUAUCUAUGGCCGAUACUACUCACGUGUCACUCCAGAAAUAGUUGGUCAUACAACAUCAAUUACAAGCAACAAUGCAAGCACUUAUCUCAAUGUGGAGCAGUAUAGUGUGAUGGAAGAUGUGUCUCAAAACAACAUGAAUCAUCUUGCCAGUUCUGAAUUGACUGACUUUAUUCCUGUUGAAUGCAGUUCAUUACAUGGCAUGCAGUCAACAUCUGAUGUGCAAAAUCCUCUUUCUGAUGUAUCAGAGAGUGCUUCAUUCUCAUCACCAGCGGCAGCAACAGCUGUUUUUCCUGUGCCUCAAUUGGUUCAAGAAACAUCACAAUUAGUGAACGCCACAAGCUUCUGUGAUAGUGUAGUGAGGGAAAACAAUUCAGCUUCUAGUGGCCUUCAUGCUGCUACUCUUCCAUUUAGUGCCAGAUUCUCUUCCAGUGUUUUGUCACAAAGUUUUGCAUCUGGCUCUUCUCUAAUGAACAAUAGUCCUGGGAGAAGGAGUAGUUUCAGUUCUGGUACUUUAGGAUUUUCUCCAGACAUUAGUGCAGAGUUUGAUCCUCAUUUUAGUUCACAAACGUAUGGAACACUAACUUCUCAUAAUGUGGCAAACACAGCACAAGUGACUGAAAAUAGUGCUGUGCAGGACAUAUCUGUGUCAUCUAGAAAUGGUGAUGUAUGGGGUUAUGCAGAUUUGAAUUCUGGAUUUGAGCAGUUAUCAGUAUCUCAGUGUGGUAAUACUGUUCCCAGUGCCACUUGGCCAAGGAGAGACAUGUUUUCUGAAAGUAGAUCAGCUCAAGUAGUGAGUCAUGAAUUUAGUAGUAAUUUUAGUACUGACAAUGAUGUGAUAGCUCCUUCACCUGCUUCCAGUCAGAUGUUUGAUCCAACUUUUUUGGCUACUUUGGAGAAGCAUCUUGGACAAAAGGAAGCCAAUGCAAAUACAAACACAGUGUCUAGCUCUAUAAAUGGCAGCAGAGUGACCAAUACACUAGUUCAUAGCACCAGUACGGUGUCUCUGCCAAGUGCUCAGAGCGGUCCUGUGAUCCCACCUUUACGACCACCACCACCUUCAGGCAAGCUUUCUCACAAGAGUUCACCUCUGGGCCGGCAGCCAUAUUAUUCAACUGUACCUGCGAAAGUACAGAAUUCUACUGUUCCUACUUGGUCCUCCAAAACAUCAAAUAUUCAACCUAAUCUGGCAAAUACAUCAAGGCAACGAGGUUUCCAAGGCACCACAAGUGGCUGCACGCAGACCUAUGGUACUUUAGCCAGUUGUGUCAAGGAUGACAUAUAUGCUAUCAAGACAACUAGUGUUCACAGCGAAACUCGACCAUCUUCAACUGUAUUCUUGGAACAAAGUAGCAGUUCUGAGAGUCACUCAGCUGGAUUUCUUCCAGGCCUUUCAAAACCUGGAGUUCGAAAUCAAGAGCAGGUGAUGUCAUUAAGUGGAGAAUUCCGUGCUGGAAAGGUAGCUCAGUUAACUGCAGAAGUUGGUGAUGCACGUGAGGAGGAAAGUUUGGCAGCUCUGCAAGCUACAGGUUGGGAUGUGGCAUCUGCUGCGCGGCGAAUCAAGCUAGACCGUCUUAUAAGGUUGGGACUGGCAUCGCGACAGCAGUGUGAAACUGCUUUACUAAAAUGCGACUGGAAUUUGGAGGCAGCUGCUGCAAUUGUGCUUGAUGAACUGAAGAGCUAGUAGGCCAAAUCAAUCUCACGUGCACCGAACUUCAAUUUAUUGUUAAAAUUCAAAUUUGAUAUUAUUGCUAACAUGGAAGUCUGCCUUAAUGCAUUUAUGUUCUAUCUGAAUUGAUUGCUUAAAUGAGGGUUUUCUAUGUCUCGUUCAUUGUUGACCAAUGUGUUUAGUAUUUAUAAGUCAUGAACUCUUGCUCGCUCUCAUGUGGUUUUUCCUAUAGUGGUUCCUACUUAUUGUGUGUUAUGUGGUGUGAUUGUAAAUUCCAAUUUAUUUAUAGGAUGAAUUUUAUAAUUAUGUGAAGUGACUGACUUUUUGCUUUUUCAUGAGCGUAAGGAAACACUGAAUGUUGAAUCUCAUUCACACGUAGCAUUUAGGAGAAAUCCACAGAUUGUGUGCAAGACUCAGUACAAAGUAACUCAUAAUGGAAUUUGCAAAAUGUAUUUUAUAAUAUUUUGGUGCAAGAAGCACAGUUACAGCUGGUCUUGUACUGUGGCAGCAAUUUUUAAUAAUAACAAAUAUUAUUUUUAUUCAUGUAAGCUGCUGUGAGCAACAGUCUUCCAUGACUCCAGUACUGAUUUGAGAAGUGAUGAAGUCACUGUUGAGAGAAACACUGCAGCUUAGUUAUUUGCAAGUAUUACUGUAUGUGUAUUUUCUUCAUCUUAAGAAACUUCUUCCCAUGUUAAGAAGUUUAAUUUUUGAGAAUUUGCUAAUCUACAAUUUAUGAUUUGCCAAUUAUGUAUAAUGAUUAAAAUAUGUAGAUACUCAUCUUUCAGGAAUAGUUGUUUCAUUGAUAGAAAGCACGGUCUCAAAGUGCCCAUGCUCAUUCUGAUAUGUUGGUUUUUUGACAUAAAUAAUUUAUGUAUAUUGUAUCGACACUUUCAAGUUGUAGUUUAGUGCCUUUGGUUCUGAUUAGUGUGGCUUACCAAUGCAGACUGAAUAUUGUUGGCCGUUAAUGUGCAUUACAAACAUUUACAUCAGGGAAACCUGUGAUGCAGAAUAAAGAAAGUAUAAGUACUUUUGUUACUGGUUACUGUUAGCAUAAUUGCUGAUAUAUGUACAGAAAUGCUAAAUUUAGAUUUGUGAGUACCUUUGUGAAAAUGUGUCUUAUCUUAUUAACUAGUAUCACCUACUUUUAAAUAACAUAUUCCUAUAAGGGUAAGAACUAUUCACUUAGCAUUCUUCACUUUAAAAAUGGCAGCUGAAGAAAUUUCAGUACAGAUAAUUUCUAAAUUAUAUUCACUUAUUUUUGUGAGAAAUUUAAGUUCUAAGAGAUAAUAUACAGAACACUGAAAUAAAAACUCAUUUAGUGCCUUUAUUUAUUAAGUAAAUCUCUUAUUGGCUUCUUAAUAAAUAUUUAUUCAUAAGAUAUUAUAAGUGAAUCUUAAAUGAAAUAUGCAAACUAGAAUUUUGAGCAGUAAAAAGAAAUAAUAAAUGAGUAUUAACAAUGCUGCAUGAAAAACAUUUGAAUACAUUAUUAUUUCUGAAAGGAAAUUAUUAUAACUAUACCAAUCUUUCUUUGCCAACCAUAUUAUCUGAAAAAGAAAUUGACGUACCUUUGAUCUGUUCCACUUAAUUUUGUGGUGGAAAAUGUUUUUAGCAAUCAGUUUUUGUUUGAUCUUAUUUAAAUUUAUUUCCUACCUUAUUGCAUUUUGUAAAUUAGUUUUGGAUCCAUGUUGAUGUUUGUUUCUAAAAUAUACUUGAGUGAAAAUUGUUACAGUUUUGUUUUAUUUCAGGUAUUGCUGACUUCUUCCUGAAACAUCAGCCUUUAUGUAGUAUUCGUUUCACAAACAAUCAAUAAAGCCUUUUCUUUCCUCACUUCAGGUCAUUCACCAAAUUUUGGGAAAGCUCAUGAUCCUCUUCAUACAUUUUGAUUUGAGUUGCUAAUUCCUACCUACCAUAAAAUUAUCUUCUUUUUUUUUAUGUAAGAGAAAUACUAUGUUGUUGUUGUUGUUGUUGUUGGGUUUUUCUUUUAUUUCUCCCCCCCCCCUCUCUCUCUCUCUCUCUCUCUCUCUCUCUUUUCUUUUCUUCAUCACCUUUCCUGCAGUUAUUCUCAUUCUCACUUUUCCUUAUUAGUUUCAUUAAUAGAUAUAUAUAGUUGUGUUUGGAAUAUGAAAAUGCUUUUUGGCUGUGAUAGAAUGUGGAAUCACAGACAUGACUUACUUGUAGAAUAUAAUGUAGCUCGAUUAACAGUGAUACAAGCUUUUAAUUAUGAAGACAGAAGAAAUUAAAUACUAAUAAUAUAUUUUUCCCAUUAAAAUGUUACUAAUGUCAUGAGCACUUUCAAAACACAAAAUGUGUCCAUCUUCCAUGUUAGCGAUUCUUUUAAGGGGAAAAAAAUUGUUAAUUAGAGAUAGACUUAUCAUUUUAAACACAUUUCAUGUUAACCAUAAAAAUAGAUUUAUUUAAGGCAACGUUAUUUUUAUGAUCACAUAAUUUGCUAAAUUAGUUUGUGAAUCAGGUUUUGAUACCUCUGUUGUAACAAAUAGGCCAAUGAAAAUGCAUAUGGAUACGAAAUGCUGUUGUAUCUUAAUAUUUGGUUAUUUUUGACUCGGACAAAUUCCUCAGAGAGAAUCUCAGGUUAUCUGAACCAAGGGAGCAAUUUAUAGGAAACUGCAAUUUUUUUCUCAUUUUAAGCUGUUCCACUGUACAACUUGUUAACACCUACAAAUAAAAGUGAAGAACUCUAUAAAAUUAUAAUUUUUGUAAUUUGUAGUGUUUUAAAAAUUGUUAACUGCAAUAGAUUUAAUGAUGAUAUAUCUUAUGUCUUGCAUGGAGUUUUUUCCGGAUUGUUGAACUGCAAAUGUAAUGUGCACAUAGCAUAGUCUGAUAAUUGCUUGCAACCACCUUUGACCAAGCUCUUCUUGUAAUCUGUAUAUUAUUAAAUAUCAUUUCUGUAAAUGCAUCACAGUUAUUGAUAUAGA